AUGUGGCAGGACGCUUCAAUUGGUUGUCUGUUGCCUUCAUCGAACAAUGUGCGUCUGCAGUCACAAGAGGAAAUCAAGAAGAAGCUUCAGCAAAUGCGUCAGCAAAUUUCAUCUUCCAGCCGUCUGCAGACACUGAAGACGGAAAUUGACGCUGCCACCAAGGACCUUAACCUGGCAGCUGAUAAUGCUUUGCUGAGGGCUAAUGAUCAUCUCACUCUUAUUAAAAAACAGGAAACUGUCACCCUCGAGAAAGCUGCACGCAAAUUAUUUGAAUGCUGGGAGGAAUUCAAACAGCUGGAACAAGACUCGGCACAUAUUCGUGGAUGUGGGAAAUUGGCGAUUCUUCUCAAAUACAGACAAAGAGCGAGGGCUCUCAUUGAAGGAGUAAAAGGAAUCGAAAACCUCACCGAUGGCUUCGCAUCACCCCUUCGGCUGAUGUCGGUGUCUACUGUAUUUAAGAUGUUGUCGGCAAGACUCGAGUCAACCCGUCUGGUCUACGUCGACUCAAUCAAUAACAAUGCGGAUGUUGUUGAUGAUGAUUGGCGCAGUGAUGCUUUGGCGUCAGUUUCAAGUCAGAAGAGCAAAGAUGGGGGGCUGUGUCAAAAGGAAGCCGCUUGCCAACAAGUUACUGGGUCUGCCUAUUGCUCGAGAGCUGAGAGUUUUCGCCCGGCUUUUCCAGCAACGAUCCCAAAAAUGGGUCCCACGAUUGCCCAGACACCGCCUAGCUUCACGCCACCUCUUAUGCCUCCACCUCCACGUGACCCUCAGACAUUCCCGGCUGCAGUUCCAAGUAUACAACUGACGACUGAACAGAAACGGCCUUGCUUGUUGACCCCUUAUGUACCUCCACCUCCUCCAACUCCUCCCCCACUAUUUCCCGCUACUGUUCCUGGAAGUGCAUCAACGGCUGCUCAGAUACCACUUACACCAUUAGCAACUCCGUCUACACGCAACACAACUGGCCUAUCAUCCCAGAGUAGUGGUACGGGUAUCGGAUACCGCGUGUUCUUCAUGGGCAUGAAAGCCAACGUAACAAAGCCCGAUUUACGAGAAGCCUUCUCUGUGUUUGGACACGUUGGUGAGAUCCGGCGAUUUCUCCUACCGGAUGGAGUGCACACCAAUGGGCAGGGUUUCGUAACCCUCGACUCGUUGUCUGCAGCCAAUUCGGCGUUGGCAGCUUCACCUAUUUCCAUCCGCACCUCUCGAAUUAUAGUGGUACGCUUGGAAAUGCUAAAAGAACCAACCCAUCUGGUCUACGCUACCACCAUCCCUGCCCACUCAGAUUUCGUUGAUGAAGACUGGCGCUGGGAUGCGUCGGGGCCAUUUUCAGUUGAGAAGAGCGACGAUACGGCGCCAUGGUCAGAAGAAGCUGCUGACAACCAAACUGCUGAUUUGGCAGGGUGGUUGAAAAAAACGAGUGCUACAGCCAAAGAGAAGCACGGUGUCGACGCAUCACUGCAUUGUGGUGGCGUUGAUCCGGGAUACCGCGUGUUCUUCACUGGCAUGAAAGCCAACGUAACAGAGCCCGAUUUACGAAAAGCCUUCUCUCUAUUUGGACACGUUGGUGAGAUUCAGCGAUUUCUUCUACCAGAUGGAGUACACAGGAGUGGGGAGGGUUUCGUAACCCUCGACUCGUUGUCUGCAGCUAAUUUAGCGUUGGUAGCUCCACCUAUUUGCAUUGGCACCUCUCGAAUUAAGGUGUUACGCAUGGAAAAGUCAAGUAAUCCGUUUGGACCCAGUAUUCCGGACGGAACGUCAAGAAAGUUGCACUACGUCAAAAUUGAUGGCGCGAGGACGGACAUCUCUCUGUUUGACCUCUUCUUCGCAUUUAUUCAGUUCGGGCGCAUUGUUCAUAUUCACCACCAAUCCAUUGCUGACUUGCAGUCAACAAGUGAAGGCGACUACGUGGCCUUCGACUCGUGCGAUUCCUCUUCAGCUGCUCUUGCUGCGGCUCCAAUUAAGGUUAAAUCCUCGACCCUCACUCUGACAAUGCAAAGUCCCGCCCGACUCCCUUGGUCCAGGCAGUGCUACCGCGUUUUGUUUAGUGGUUUUCGCAAAAAAACGUCUUCCCAUCAGUUGCUCGAACAUUUCGGCCAGUAUGGAUCGGUCGCAAAAGUUGCAAGACACGCUAGUGGCAACGUACGGAUCGACUUCACUGACAUAACCAGUGCCAUCGUUGCGAGCUUGGACAAAGUUCAUGAAGUCGGCGCCUCUGAAUUACACCCAGUGUAUGUGAAGUUGCCAUUCCUCAGCUGCAGUGGUUUGGCAGUGGAUGACUGUAACGCCCAGCUGGGAGCUAUCUUUACUCUAGGUGACCCAGGCCAAUUCACCGCGGUCAUUGUAGUUAUGGGUGAUCUCAACGUUUUACUAAGCUAG
Molecule: messenger RNA, 2376 nt
Organism: Mesocestoides corti
Lineage: Eukaryota; Metazoa; Platyhelminthes; Cestoda; Cyclophyllidea; Mesocestoididae
Source: the annotation of a GenBank genome assembly